CGGGAAGGGGCGGUCCGCUGCCGCCGGGGGUGGUGCCAGCUGUCGGGGCAUGCGGCAUCCGCCUCUGCGCAGCGGCCGCGGCCAUGAAGCUGGUGUCGGCGCGGAGCCUCCACCCGCCGCCCGGCCCUUUGUUUCUUAGGGUCAGCGGUUGCCCUUUCUCUCCCCGUCGCGGCCCUUGACGGCGGGGGCGGUUUGAGCCUGCCUGAAGGGAGGAGGAGCCAUUGACCAGGAUGCGAUGGGGAACUGCUGGGCGCAGUGGUGCUGCGGGCUCUUCUUGCGGAGGGAAACCGGUCGGCUGCAGCGAGGCGGAGGGUCAAAGUAUUUUAGAACAUGUUCAACAGGAGAACACUUCACUAUAGAGUUUGAGAACCUAGUGGAAAGUGAUGAGGGGGAAAGCCCAGGAAGCAGUCACAGACCUCUGACCGAGGAAGAAAUUGCUGACUUGAAAGACAGACAUUAUGACUCCAUUGCUGAAAAGCAACGAGUUGUUGAUAUGAAACUUCAGUCAGAGUUAGCCUUACAAGAGGAGAAGUUAAGACUAGAAGAGGAGGCUUUAUAUGCUGCACAACGUGAAGCAGCCAGGGCAGCAAAGCAGAAAAAGCUCUUGGAGCAACGUAGACAGCAAAGGAUAACACAGCGAGCGCAUGCUGUUAAUAAUGGAGAAUAUCAGAGCUCUGUGGCAGAAGAUGAUCUUGAUUCUUUCUUAAGAAAUACCAAAUUCCAGUAUGAAGCUUUUCGAAGUAGUAGGCUUUCAUCUGAUGCUACAGUGCUGACGCCCAACACAGAGAGCAGUUGUGACUUAAUGACCAAAACAAAAUCGACGAGUGGAAAUGAUGACAGCACUUCAUUAGAUUUAGAGUGGGAAGAUGAAGAAGGCAUGAACAGAAUGAUUCCAAUGAGAGAACGCUCCAAAACAGAAGAAGAUAUACUCCGGGCGGCGCUGAAAUUUAACAGCAAGAAGACGGGAAGUAAUCCAACUUCCGCCUCUGACGAUUCUAAUGGAUUGGAGUGGGAGAAUGACUUUGUUAGCGCUGAAAUGGAUGAUAACGGCAACUCAGAAUAUGCCGGAUUUGUAAAUCCUGUAUUAGAUUUGUCUGCAUCAGAUGUAAGGAUAUCCGAUUCCGAUCGUCAAGACAGAUAGUGGAGCUGCGUGGCCCUUGUUUGUGACCAAAUGUUGAAAAGUGAAAUAGAAUGUACAAAAGCAAUUUGCUCUUUUAUAACAUGGUUCCCUUUUUCUUACAAAUUGAUCAGCAAGGAGCGGGAAUGACUUGCUAUCUGAAUUAAUUCAGAACUAAGUGCAAUUUUAUCAUCUACCUUCUAAACUUUUAUGAAACUGGGAUGAUUCUAUUGUGUAUAUUUCUGGAUAUCUGGAUUUAAUAUAAAAUUAUCUGCACUAAUUUAAGCCUCAUAGCUUGCCUAUCUAUAUUUUAACCAGCCUUUUUUUUCUGGAUGAUGUUUCUACUGAUUUUGUUUUAAAAAUUCAUCAUUGGCCUAACAUUUAUCUCAGAAACAAUCUUAUACAAUUUAUCUAAUACUUGAAUAUAGACAAAUAAUUUUAAAGACUUUUUAUUUCCAAUGUGUGCUUUUGACUUUAGCUAUUUAGAAGGUGUACUUAGCCAGCUGCAAAACAAAUAUCACACGUGGUAAAUGGCAGUUUUUCCCUAUCUAGCUUAUAGUCUUCCGAGCCUUGUGUUGUCCUCUUACCGUUUGUUUUAUGUUUUUAUUACUUUAUGCUAAGUACAGUUAACCUCAAUAAACAUAGUAUAAAUCAUCAGGUUAGGUAAGAUAUUGUCUUGUAUAAUAUACCAGACUUAGCGCGUGCUAGAUAGAAGAACAGCUAUAAAAAUUCUUGUAUGUGUCAAACUGGAAAUUUUAACCAGUUCCUAGUGGAGAACUGGCAGGACCAAAGUCUUGAUUUCCCCGUCCCCCCAGAACUGACCAACAUCUGUUGCUGCGUGGUCCUUAACAUUAUUUAGCUGUGGAAAACUUGUAAUUCAGUUUGACUGGAACAAUUAUUGAAAAGCAGCAUUCUCUGAGCAAACUGGGAGAGGGAUGAUUGCUCUGCUGCUGGAGGGGGGGAGAACAAGAACCUAAAGACUGAAUUCCUAUAUCUGCAUUUCAAAAAGGAAAAAAAAAAAAAAAGUUCGACUUACGAAACAGUGUGGUGAAGUGCUCUGGUUUUCCUGUGCCUCUAAACAGGGUGGUUAAUACUGCUAAUACAGACUGAAAUUCAAGGAGGUGUUCAGUUUCUGCAAAUCUGGUGUAAUGUAUCGUGUAGUCUCCCCUGAUAUUUAAUGUAAGUUAUACGUUUUAAAAAAAGAAAAAGCUCACUGAAGACAACAUGCAAAACGCUUGUAGAUCUCAAGCUUUCCCCAAAGUUUCAGUAAAGCCAUUCUACUCUA
Chroicocephalus ridibundus (black-headed gull) is the source of this 2402-nucleotide messenger RNA. RefSeq names its product adaptor related protein complex 1 associated regulatory protein (gene AP1AR). Gene Ontology annotation, biological process: negative regulation of substrate adhesion-dependent cell spreading; negative regulation of cell motility; regulation of Arp2/3 complex-mediated actin nucleation. The record is from RefSeq and is a predicted model, not a curated record. NCBI's taxonomy places the organism in Eukaryota, Metazoa, Chordata, Aves, Charadriiformes, Laridae. Gene Ontology annotation, molecular function: AP-1 adaptor complex binding; kinesin binding. The transcript has 10 exons. The coding region runs from base 236 to 1141 and encodes 301 amino acids. Gene Ontology annotation, cellular component: endosome.